ACCCCGAUCCGAUCAAGUUGCGCAUGCGUACCUCAGAAGGUCCACGAAAGCAGAAAGAUGGACUACUUCCGAAAAUAUCUAAGUGCUCCACAAGGGACUGCUGGACAGCCAACUGGUGUUGAAACGGUUGAACGUCUUGUUGAUAGGGUGCAGUCCUCUACAUUACUGGAAGACAGAAGAGAUGCAGUUCGUGCACUUAAAGCAAUGUCUAAGAAAUUUCGACUGGAAGUUGGAACUCAAGCGAUGGAUACACUGAUACAGACACUGGAAACAGACAGGAGUGAUUCAGAAAUAACUGGAUAUGCAUUAGAUGCUCUCUGUAACGUUUUGUCUAAUGAGCCCUCAGAUGAUGAUGAUGAAUCUAAUGUCCCAGCAAACCUUCCUGGUGAUCUGGGUGCACAGUUCACCGAAAUAUUUACCAAGAAAAAAGAAAAUGUCUCCCUCCUUCUCUCACUUUUGGAGGAAUAUGACUUCCAUGUUAGAUGGCCAACAGUUAAGCUGUUGACCAUUCUUUUAACUAAUAAAGGCAAAGAACUACAAGAGGCUAUCCUUGUCAGUCCGAUGGGUGUGUCCAAAUUAAUGGACCUGUUAUCUGAUAGUAGAGAGAUUAUUCGUAAUGAUGCAUUGCUACUAUUGACUCAGUUAACAAAAGGCAAUACAAACCUACAGAAAAUUGUGGCAUUUGAGAAUGCUUUUGAGCGAUUGCUGGACAUCGUGAAAGAUGAAGGCAACAGUGAUGGAGGUAUAGUUGUGGAGGACUGUCUCCUUCUACUCACUACACUUUUGAAGAACAACUCGUCUAACCAGAAUUUUUUCCGGGAGAGCAGCUACAUCCAACGAUUGACCUCAUACUUUGACCUAGAUUCACAACACACUCAUUCCCAGGCAGGCUGGUCAGCACAAAAAGUCACCAAUCUCCACCUCAUGCUGCAGUUGGUGAGGUGUCUUGUGUCACCCAAUAGUCCCCAGCAACAAAUAACUGCCUGUCAGAGGACCAUGUUUCAGUGUGGUUUGCUGAAGCAGCUUUGUACAAUACUGAUGGCCAGUGGAGUACCUGCUGAUGUUUUAACAGAAACAAUUAAUACUGUGGCAGAGGUCAUCAGAGGAAACCUACAAAACCAAGAAUAUUUUGCCUCUGUAAUGGCACCUUCAAAUCCCCCAAGACCAGCCAUUGUAGUCCUUUUGAUGUCUAUGGUGAAUGAAAAACAACCCUUCCCCCUGAGGUGUGCUGUUCUCUACUGCUUUCAGUCUUUCUUGUAUAAGAAUGAAGUUGGCCAGUCACAGAUUGUAACUACUUUAUUACCCACCUCAUCAGAUGCAAACCAGAUAACUGCAGGGCAGUUAUUGUGCGGAGGUCUGUUCAGUGCAGACUCGCUGUCUAAUUGGUUUGCAUCAGUGGCUUUGUUACAUGCCAUACUAGAGAACAACACACAGAAAGAACAGUUGUUGCGAGUCCAGCUGGCCACCAGUAUUGGUAGUCCACCAGUUUCACUUCUACAACAAUGUUGUAAUAUACUGGCUCAGGGAGGAAAACUGCAGACCAGGAUUGGUUUGUUACAGUUGCUGUGUGUGUGGAUGACAGAUUCCCCCAUCACUGUUGCUCAUUUCCUUGCCAACACUGCUAAUGUACCAUAUCUUAUCACACAAGUUUCAGCCUCAGAUAGUGAUGAAAAUGAGUCCAUGGUGCAAGGUCUGUGUGCCUUUCUACUGGGCAUUACCAUUCUGUAUAAUGAUGAACAGAAUGAAACAUUUAACAAGGCCUCUUUGAGACAGAUUAUUGAAAAGAGGAUAGGACUUGAAACCUUCACAGAAAAAUUAUCACAAGUUCCCAAGGGUGAAAGUUACACAAAAGCAGCCAAGAAACCACAUGUUAGUUACAAACAACCCAUUGAAGCCACCUUUGAUUAUGAGUUCACGAGAUUAUUUAAAGCUCUAGAAGUUGAAGCUCUAGAUGCAGUGUCAACAGAGGCAGGAAGGAAGGAAAACAAAGCCAAGCUAGCGAACCUACAGCAACAUGAACUGGUGGUCAACCAGUAUAAAGACAUCAUCCAGGAGCAGGAUCAAAGGUUGAAUGACCUUCAGCAAAAACACCUAGAACUACAGUCUAAACAUUCCAUGUCAGCAGAAGAAAUCAGUCAACUGAAGGAACAGGUGCAACAACUCAAGGAUCAGAACUCUCUACUCAAAGUGCAGAAAGGUGCUCAAACUAAUCAGGCAGCAGAUGCAAAGAAAGAUGAGGAGAUCCGCUCUCUGCAAGAACAACUGGAGAAAAUGAGAUUAGACAAUGCUAACAAAGAUUCUUCUAUAGAAAAAUUAAAAACAGAUGUUACAAUGUUGGAAGCCAGAAUAGUGAAUAAUGCAGAGGAGGAUAAGGAAAAUAUUGUCCCUAGUGAAUCGGAAGUGUUACAAACAACCAUUAAUAGACUUCAAAGUGAAUUACAUGAACUGCGGACAGGCUUGGCAGAAAAAGAUAACGAAAUUAGUCGCCUUGGUGUUCAAAAUAAUGAGGCAGAGAGCCAAAUUCAGUCCUUAAAACAAAGGUUAGAGAGCAGUGCUGAAAUCCAGGCAGAUCCAGCAGAAAUGGCCAAACUAAUGGAGGAAAAAAUGACCCUACAGGAAAGACUUAAAAAGUCAAAUGAAGAGAAUUUAAAACUAUUGGAUAAAUUUAAUAAAAUGGAAGAAGAAAAGAAUAAUGUACUUAAAGAGAAAGGAGGAGUACAAGAGGAACUAGAAACAUUGAAAAAAGAACAAGAAGAUCUUCUGGUGCUGCUGGCCGACCAAGAUACAAAAAUAGAAAACUACAAAAAAUUACUGAAAGAAAACAAUAUUCCAGUAGAAGAUGAUGAUGAUGAUGAAGAUGACGAUGAUUUAGAUGAUGAUGUUGAUGAAGAUUAACAAAAAUUUAAUAGUUUAUUUAUAAAACUGAUUGAAAUUUUAAACGCUUUUUAGUGUAAGACAUUGAAAAAUGUCAAAACAGUCGCUUUAAGAGGCAAGGUCAAAGCUUUCCAAGAGAUGAAACUAGUCUGUGAUAGAAGAUACAAAAAGUGCAAUUGUAAGAACUCUGAAUUCAUAAUUUCUAGAGCAUGUUUUCUGAAUAAAAUUUAAAUGGACACCAGCUUAAUUCUUCCAUUUUGUCCAUGUCUGUAUAUUUUGAUGGGAAGAUCAUUUUUAUGAAUGUAUUUAUUGCAAGUGAAAGAAUUUUAGAAUUAUUUAUUGAUUUAAAUAUUUCUGUAAAGUGUAUUAUAGGGUGACAACUUUAAGAUUUGUACACAUUUAUUGUACUAGGUUGUUCAUAAUAAAUCAUUACAUAAGAAAUAA
Molecule: messenger RNA, 3318 nt
Organism: Saccostrea echinata
Lineage: Eukaryota; Metazoa; Mollusca; Bivalvia; Ostreida; Ostreidae
Product: general vesicular transport factor p115-like
Exons: 23
Coding region: 58-2895 (945 amino acids)
Biological process (GO): vesicle fusion with Golgi apparatus; intracellular protein transport; endoplasmic reticulum to Golgi vesicle-mediated transport
Cellular component (GO): endoplasmic reticulum; ER to Golgi transport vesicle membrane; cytoplasm
Source: RefSeq, a predicted model, not a curated record